Molecule: messenger RNA, 888 nt
Organism: Colletotrichum abscissum
Lineage: Eukaryota; Fungi; Ascomycota; Sordariomycetes; Glomerellales; Glomerellaceae
Product: chitin synthase export chaperone
Exons: 5
Coding region: 1-888 (295 amino acids)
Biological process (GO): protein folding
Cellular component (GO): endoplasmic reticulum membrane
Source: RefSeq, a predicted model, not a curated record
AUGGGUUCAACACAGUUUGGCAACUUUUUUAACUUCUGCCGAGACUCAACACUACCCGUCUGCAAUGUGCUAUCCGACAGCCAUAGUCAAACUGGCCCGUGGGACCAAUGCGUGUUGAAGGGUAUCUCCCUCAGCGGAGGCCGCAAGCUGGGAAAUCUCGGCUCAAUUCUCAUUGCCGCCCUUGCUAUUGUCGUGACACUUUUUCUAUUGCUGCGGUCUGAGCGGAAGAAGGCUGCAGUAGGUCGGAGGGAAAUGCAACUGUUCCUUGUCAGCUUUAUCAUUAUUGAAAUAUGCGAGAUCUUCACCGUUGGAGACUUUCCAUUGGCGGAAAACGUUCGAAUAGCUUUCACUGGAAUUCAUCUUGGUAUGAUUAUUGCAUCGACCUGGAUCCUCAUGCUCAACGCGGUCGUUGGCUACCAAAUCGUCGACGAUGGAACGCCUAUGUCCAUGGGCCUGAUCAUUGCCUCCGCCACUAUCCUCUUGGGCGGUACGCUUUACAUCACGCUUGAUACCGGCUUCAAGUGGACGGGUUACUGGGACUCUUCGUACACUGCGCCGAACCGCCACAUUGCUCUCUACGUCCUGUACCAGCUUGCGCCGCUAAUUUUCCUUGUCGCAUUUUUCGUUCUCGAAGCUAUCCUCGUCGUUCGGGUUCUCGGCGAGAUGCGGCCGAUGAUCUACCUGACGGCAGCCUUGCUACUCUUUGCCAUUGGUCAGAUCUUCAACUACGUUGUGAGCUCUCACAUCUGCAAUGGCACCAAUGGUGCGAUUGACGGCGCGCUAUUCGAGACCUUGUUCACCCUGCUUGCUGUCGUGGCAGUCUGGGUGUUCUGGUCUAGCAUCACCGAGGAUGAUUGGCCCAUGCCUGUCGGAACCACCUUCCCCUAG